CGGCCGAUUGAUCCGCUCGCGUUAUUUCCAGCGUUUACGCAACAGGCUCGAAACCGCAAAGCGGAGCCGAGCGGAUCGUUCGGUGGUCCAGCGUCGCGGAAAGAGAGCCGGGGCGAUCUCGCCGGCUCGGGAGAGGGUAGAAAAGCCGAUGGAGAACAACGUCGCGACAAAUGGUAGGACUGGCGAUUUUGGGCAGAGGAGGACAGACGGCAGGUGAAAGGGAGCACAGGAGGCGAGAUGCAGACGUCGCGGGAUCCGCAGAGGGGCCGGAGCGGGGCCGGAGCGGGGCCGGAGCGGGGCCUGAACGGAGCCGAUCGCGGUUGCAGUGCCCUGUGUUCGCGCGAUCGUCGCGAUGCUAAGGACGAUUCCUCGUCGUUUCCGACACAGUCCUCUCGACGCGGUGUUCGAGCCGUCGUCUCCGAAAGAAACGGCGCGGCCGCCGCACCGGUAGAAACCCAUUCGGGAGUACGGCCUCUAUCUUCCCCUCCCACGUGUCGCACACGUCGUCGCUCUUGUAGCGGGACGCGUGUCCGCCGGCUUCCACGAUCGCGCCCAUGUACACCGCGUAUAUAUACCUGAGCAACGCCGAAAAAAACCAGGCUAGUCGUGCCCGACGUUCGUCACCGUUCCACGCGGAUUUCCUUCGCUCCUUCCCGAGCACGCCGCCCGACGCUCCGCUGUCAUCGUCGCGAUCGCCGAGCCGGUCCCGCUCCGAUCCGAUCGUGCUGCUACCGAUCCACUCGACGUUCGCGCUCGGCGAACGGACACGCCGCGGGCUCUCUCGGUCUGCGAAACGGCGGCAGAGACACGGGCGCGGAAUUCGGAGCAGAAUCUCGCGCGCGAGAUCCACGAGAUCCGCGGCGCGCGGACUUCUCGUAUAAAACGAUAUUCGGCCCGGGCGAACGAUCGGAAACGUUUAUGGAGAGAAAGUAAACACCCGAAGGACACGAAUACAUCAUCGGGGGCCGACCACGCUGCCGCCGCCUCGCCACCUGUUCGAGAACGCGGCUUUUUCGCAGAAAGGUUCGCGCACCGAAAACAACCGGGCCCCUGCGCCACCGACGAAUCUCAUUCGACCGUGCGCCGUCGACGCGGCCGCUCUCCGUUUGCCCGUCGCCCAUCGAAGGCCCCGCAGCCGUUCACGUUCGGUCCCCGUUCGUUUAUGCAUCCGCAUAGGCCGUGUUCCCCGAUUGUUAUCGGCGAUCACCGAGCGAUAAACGAAAUCGCCGGCGACGAUUGGCGGCGACAGGCGAAACGGAAAAUCGUGCGGACUUCGAUCCCGUUGUGCAACCGAUCUCUGUGUCCGGGAUUUAUCCGUAAGUGUCUCCGUCGACCUGUAAUCGCGCGGUCCGCGACGCCCGGCCGAAGACUGCUCCGAGACCCGCUGAUAAAUCAUUAUCGCCGCGGAUGCUAUUAGAGACACACCGGAAUAAGAUAAAGGUGUAGAGAAACGAUUGGAGGAUCGGCGCGCGUUCGAAGAAGAUCAUCUUGUGGCGGGGGACGCGCGACGGGGAAACGGAUCCGCCGAGGAUCGGCCGAGGAUGUAAAUAGAAGGUUACGCGGAGUAGUCUCCAUUCACGUGGAAGCCGGGGAAAAACCGCGAGGCGUCCCCUCAGCUGGAAGAUAUCCGAGUCAUCGACGGUUAUACCACCUGCUCCCUGGUCCUGCUUCGCUGGGUCCUACGCGGUCCUGCGACGAUCGACGCACCUCUGUCACAUUCAUCAUGGGGAAAGCAGAAAAGGAACAAGCAGCUAUGGAAAAUCCGAUGCAGGAAUUCACCAGCAGCACCAAGAUAGCGCCCGUAGUGAUCGGCGAAUUCAACGAGAAGGACGAAUUGUACGAUCCCUUCGAGCAUCGCGACAAGAAAAACUCCAACUCCGAUGCCGGGGCGCUGGCGCAUUUGCUGAAAUCGUCCCUGGGCACCGGAAUCCUCGCGAUGCCGAACGCCAUACGAAACGGCGGCCUUUUGAUCGGCAGCAUCGGCACGAUAAUAAUUGGGUUCAUAUGCGCCCAUUGUGUCCACAUACUGGUCCACUCGUCCCACGUGCUCUGCAAGAGGACGAAAACACCUCAGAUGACGUACGCCGAGACAGCUGAGGCUGCAUUCCUUUACGGACCGAAGCCGGUCAGACCUUUGGCGAACGUCAGUCGAAUCUUUGUAAAAUCCGCAUUGUGCGCCACUUACGUGGGUGGUUCGUGCGUUUACGUGGUGUUCGUCGCGACCUCGAUACAGCAGGUGGCGAACUAUAACAGCGGCUUGGACAUAUCAUCCCGCUAUUAUAUUCUCGCGUUGCUGCCUGCGGUAUUGCUCUUGGGUCAGAUACGAAAUCUGAAGUACAUGGUGCCGGUUUCCAUGGUCGCCAAUGUCUGCAUGAUGGCCGGCUUCGCCAUAACCCUCUAUUACAUUUUCAGAGACAUACAACUGCCAGCGCCGAACGUUAAAUUGUUCUCGUCGGUCUCGCAGUUGCCCACGUUUUUUGCCACGGUGAUAUUCGCGAUCGAAGGUAUCGGCGUUGUGAUGCCCGUAGAAAAUACCAUGCGGAAUCCCGGACACUUUCUUGGAUGUCCGAGUGUUCUUAAUAUAACGAUGACGAUUGUGGUGUCCCUCUAUGCUGUAUUGGGUAUAUUCGGUUAUUUGGCGUACGGUGAAGACGUACGGCCGAGCAUCACGCUAAGCCUGCCGACAAAUGAAAUAUUAGGUCAAGCCGUGAAGAUACUAAUCGCCGUAGCUGUUCUGUUCACCUACGGUCUCCAGUAUUUCGUUCCAAUGGAGAUCAUAUGGUCGUCGAUCAAGGACAAGUGCAGCCACAAGUAUCAAACCUUGUGCGAAACGCUGAUGAGGAUAUUCAUGGUUCUGUUUACAGUUGUGGUGGCACUGCUGGUUCCUCAGCUGGAGCCGUUCAUUUCUCUGGUGGGCGCCGUAUUUUUCUCGGUGCUCGGCAUCAGCAUUCCAGCGAUCGUGGAAACGAUAUCCUGCUGGGAGGGCCAUCUGGGCACGUUCAAGUGGAGGCUCUGGAAAAACAUCGUGCUUCUGUUGUUCUCGACGUUCGCGUUGAUAUUCGGUUCGUGGAUCUCCAUAGAGGACAUAAUAAAGAUUUAUCGCAACUGAGAUUCGCGGGACUUUGACUCGUGUCCGCCCGUGAAAAGACUUGCGUUCGAACACGACGCCUCCGGUCUCGUCGAGACCAGAAUUCGGUAAACGAUUUCGUAACGUUCGUGCUCCGAACGUGACCGUCGUGGUCACGAUCGCCGUGUUCCGCCCGCCGCAGUGUGUCGCGCGACGUAUAAAACUCGAAUAACAAAGGAACGCAGACUUUAAUGUUGCCCACGAUGUUUUACGAAUCUUACUAAUUCGUUCGGUUAAACGUUUAUCAACUCGGAUCGAACUUUACAAAAGAUUACCGAAAAUAAUCUCCUCGAUUUUCGGUACGACAAUUUAUGGAACUUAGUUCUUAAUAGCUUUGCGUUGACGUCAAUUUAAGCUGUUCAACUUUGCCCGAAGGAAGUUGAUCAGUGUUCGUUUGGCGACAAAUCACAACAGCGAGUAUCGUCGAAAGGAUUUUUAUUUUACGAACGAUCCAAAUCGCUUCGAGCUUUUUAAAUGAAACUUAUAUUUCCUUCACACGCCUGUCGACGUAUCUUCGCAUUCUCUUUAAAAAAAAAAAAGAAGCAUCAGGGCACUUAGAUCGAUAAUUAACUGGUUCAGAAGUGACGAGUUUUGUCCGCCGCGCCGUUCACCGUCGCGACUCGGACGCGGGGAACAUCCAAUUCGGACGUUUCUCAUGUACAUUUUUGAUAUUUAUUCCGACUGUUUACUUAAGGUGUGCUCCUUUUCUCUUUAGCGGCCGUAAAUGUUACGGUUUGAUCGAUUGUUAUUAAAUUAGCUCGAGCAUCGUUA
Megalopta genalis is the source of this 3898-nucleotide messenger RNA. RefSeq names its product proton-coupled amino acid transporter-like protein pathetic. Lineage: Eukaryota; Metazoa; Arthropoda; Insecta; Hymenoptera; Halictidae. The record is from RefSeq and is a predicted model, not a curated record. Gene Ontology annotation, biological process: amino acid transmembrane transport. Gene Ontology annotation, cellular component: vacuolar membrane. Gene Ontology annotation, molecular function: L-amino acid transmembrane transporter activity.